Messenger RNA from Perognathus longimembris pacificus (Pacific pocket mouse), 1402 nucleotides. It is a transcript of the gene C3H11orf52, whose product is annotated as chromosome 3 C11orf52 homolog. The transcript is spliced from 5 exons. NCBI's taxonomy places the organism in Eukaryota, Metazoa, Chordata, Mammalia, Rodentia, Heteromyidae. The record is from RefSeq and is a predicted model, not a curated record. The coding region runs from base 415 to 756 and encodes 113 amino acids. Gene Ontology annotation, cellular component: extracellular exosome.
UGCUCACCUGCGAGCCUAGGUGUAGAAAUACUCAGCUUGGGCCGCCUGGGAUUCGUUCCAGCAGGUGGCCUUCAAAGUCCAACCUGCUAGAUUGAAAUCUGACACGGACAGAGAGACUCCCUCCCCGGGAGCUUGGCCACUGAAAACUGAACCGGGAACCAGGAAAUGAACAAACCUCUUCAUCUUGAAAACUAACCGGGCUCCCUGGGAACCGAGCAAGCGCCAUGGGAAACCGGCUGUGCUGCUUCAGGGGAAGCUGUACAGACAGCAUGCUUUAGAAGCCUGUCUGUCUCUUUCUCUCUAAUCGACAAAAGUGGAAAAUGUUCCACGAAGAGGAGAAAUCAGACAAAGUUGGUUCUGGGGAGAUUUGGAAAUGUACUAACAAGAAAAAAAAAAAAGCAUCCGGAGAGCUGCAUGUCCAUUUUCCAGAAGAAAAACAAAGCAGAGAACCAAGUAAGACGCACAUCGAAGCAUCAGCAGCAAGAAGAGCUGCAGAAGAAUGGCAGCAAGGGCCAUGAAACCACAGGACACACCUAUGAGCGAGUGUUACAACAGUCUGUAUCUCAAAGGAGAAGUCAAGACCUCACAUCAGACAGCAAUUUACAUUAUGCAGACAUUCAAGUGUGCACCCGUACCCAGCCCCGCUCAGCCAGUGAGGUCAAACACAAGCAUUUAGAAACUGCGACAGAGUAUGCCACCCUUCACUUCCCCCAGGCCUCGCCUCGCUAUGACAGCAAGAAUGGGACCUUGGUGUGAACCUUGGGGAAGAUGGACUAGUCUCCAUCAUGUUACCACCACUCCGAUGAGGAGAAAUCUACUGAUUUGAGGAAUUGGGUGACAGCCCAGGGAUGUUGCUUACUUGAUUUUUUUUUAAAGUCCUUGAAAUUGUGUGUGUCCCUUGUCUCUCCCCAGAACUUUUGUCACUGUUAGCUUGCAAGUUGUGGUUACAUUAGCGAUGGAUGGAUGGAUGGAGUGAGUGAGUUCCAUAAAGACAAGUAAGAGUGUGUAGGAAAAUGGGUCUUUGACCCUCUAACAUUGCUUGGACUCCGAAGUGCCGAAGGAAAAGGGUCCUAUCUAUGCAUGUGGACUUCAUUUAAUGACUUCUUUUAUACACAGUGAACUCCAGAGUUGAAGAGUGGCUCUGGAAAAGCAUCCUGAGCUUUUUGCACACAGCCCAAGGCCUGGCUUGGGCAAUUUCCUUAGUAGCUGGUUCCAGGGUUCCAGGCUUAGCAAACUUCAGGGGUCAAGGGUGAGGCAUAAAGCCUUUCCAACCACCGGUCCCAAGGACUUCAAGUCAUUGAUGCUAACAGCCCGGAGAUGCCUGGAAACUCCUUGGGAUGAACUGAUGUAAGUUCUUGCUCGUGCAAAGCCACUAGAAUCAAUAAAGGAGCGUAAAGAACAA